AUGAGAAAAUACAGACUUAAAGGACUAAUUGGAGAAGGUGUAUCUAGCACUGUGUAUAAAGGUGUUUCUGAUGAGGGAGAUGAGGUGGCAGUGAAGAUUGUUUCUAAAGGAAGGAUGGGCAAGUGGAUGUCAGAUAGGGAGGCUGGAAUGCUUGGAAUGACUAAACAUGAAAAUGUGAUUGGUUUGAUUGAUCAUUUUGAGACAGAAAACCAUGUGUAUUUGGUGGAAGAGCUGUGCGACAUGAAUCUUGUUGGGUUUUUGAACGAGUAUGAGGUUGAUGAGUCAGUAGCGUUGAAGACACUGAGAAUGAUAUUGUGUGGAGUGGAGCACAUACAUUCGCAAGGAAUAAUGCAUAGGGACCUGAAGCUAGGAAAUAUUCUUUUGAAGGGAAAUACAGCGAAGAUAUGUGACUUUGGGCUUUCAUGUUAUUUGAAUGAGAGUGAUGGUCGAGUGUGUGGUACGUCUGAUUACAUUGCUCCUGAGAUGGCGAGUGGAAGUGAAUACUCGCUUGGAGUGGAUAUGUGGUCUGUAGGAGUUAUAUUUUAUGCGCUUUUGACGAGGAAGAAGUACAUGAAAGGAUCUUUAAUGCCGGUGUGUUCAUCGAGUGUGAAGGAUUUACUUGAAAGACUACUGGAGGUUGAUGUGCGAAAGAGAAUUUGUUCAAAGGAAGCAUUGAUGCAUGAAUGUUUUGGUAGAUUUAUUCCGAGCUUUGAAGACUUUCGCUGUCUGUUUGAUUUUGAAAAGGAAACGAAGCAUGGAAUGAUCAGAAAAAGCAGAGGAUGUGUUGAGAUGGGAGAUGUUAAGGUGACUGCUAGAAUGCAGUAUAAAGAUGAAUACAAGCAUGGGAUGAUAGAAUGUAUGUGUGGACAAAGAUUUGAGUAUGUAGUGUAUGUGAAUGGUCGAGAAGUCGAGCUAAUAAUGGUUACGAAUCAAAAGUUAAAGAUAUUAAGUCUAAUGGCAGCAUACAUCAAGAUUGCUAUGCAGAGGACUGCAAAGAUAGUUAUAAACGAUGACGGAGUAAGGUUUAGCUAUAUGUUUUCAGGAGAUUUUUUGUAUAAUGAAAACACGAAAGGAGUUAUUCUUAAGAGAGUAGGAAUAAUGUAUGAAAUGAUAGACGGAUUAGGCAAAAAGUACAGUUGCUCAGAGAUUCCAGAUGAUUUGCGUGAAAAGGUUUUUGAGCUGAUGCAAAGAUGUAAGAAGAUAGAUGAAGAGGUGUGCUGGUUUUCACGAAGACAGCCUAUUCUUGUGGAUUGUCUUUCUAAGCAGCAGCUGUCGAUGUCGAUGCCCUGGGCAGCUGAGGCAAGUGAGAUGAAUAUUCGAAGCGAAAGCAGGUAUUAUUAUGCUUCAGGUAUUGGAUGGUGUGUUAGGAACGGGUUUUCACUUGUAUUUCUUUUGAUUGAUGGAGAGAUGAUUGAAGUUGAAUGUCUGGAUUUGGCAGUAAGAAGUGGGGAACGGAUGCUUAAGAUUGGAGAUGGUCUUCCGCAUCAGUUAAAGUGUGGACUGAAAAGAAUAUUGCCGUUGAUAAUGCAAAUGAUGUGA
This is a messenger RNA of Ordospora colligata OC4, 1539 nucleotides long. RefSeq names its product catalytic protein kinase. Gene Ontology annotation, molecular function: protein serine/threonine kinase activity; ATP binding. Lineage: Eukaryota; Fungi; Microsporidia; Ordosporidae. Bases 1 to 1539 code for a protein of 512 amino acids. Gene Ontology annotation, biological process: mitotic DNA damage checkpoint signaling; protein phosphorylation. The record is from RefSeq and is a predicted model, not a curated record. Gene Ontology annotation, cellular component: nucleus; cytoplasm. The transcript has a single exon.